AUGCAUGCAUUACGCCAAGAUAUCUUAUCCCCAAGUGGUGUAGAGUUCGUGACAUGUUUGAAGUUGACUCCAUCCACCGUCAAACCGAAACCUGACAGCCAGAAGGCCCUCCCUCUGUUCAACUUGGUCGUUGCACGUUCUAACCUCCUUCGUAUACUUGAGGUCAGGGAGGUCCCUACUUUAAGGCCAAUUCACCUGGACGAUGAAAGGGAGCGUCGGGGUAAUGUGAGGAAGGGGACGGAACCGGUUGAAGGAGAGGUCGAGAUGGACGAGCAAGGGGAGGGUUACGUCAACAUGGGCGCUUCAACCGCAUCCAAUGGGGCGCCUCGCCCAACUGUUCUCCGCUUUUACUUUGUGCGAGAUUAUCGUCUUCAUGGAACUGUCACCGGACUGGAGACUGUGCGCAUCAUGUCUUCGUUGGAAGAUGAAAUGGACAGACUUCUGGUCUCUUUCAAGGAUGCAAAGAUUGCCCUCCUUGAGUGGUCGACUGAUACUCACAGUCUCUCAACGGUCUCGAUCCACACUUACGAACGUGCACCUCAACUGCUAUCUCUGGAUUCCAACAUGUUCACAGCGCAGCUGCGAACAGACCCAUUGUCGCAAUGCGCGGCCUUAUCUCUGCCGAAGGAUGCCUUCGCCAUUCUGCCAUUCUACCAGACUCAGGUCGAUCUCGACGUCAUGGAUCAAGACCAAACUAGAGCUAGGGAUGUACCUUACUCGCCCAGCUUCAUUCUGGAUCUUGCCGCGGAGGUCGAUGAACGAAUCCGGAACGUGGUCGAUUUUGUCUUUCUUCCCGGCUUCAGCCAUCCUACGGUCGCCGUUCUAUUCCAGGCUCAACAGACAUGGACAGGUCGCUUGAAGGAAUAUAAAGACACAAUGAGACUGUUCAUAUUCACUCUCAAUGUCGUCACUCGAAGCUACCCCAUCAUCACUUCCGUCGAAGGUCUUCCUUACGAUUGCCUCUCCGUCGUUCCUUGUCCAGCGGCAUUAGGAGGCGUGGUCGUCCUCACCAGUAACUCUGUCAUACACAUCGAUCAGGCCUCUCGUCGUGUAGCACUCGCAGUGAAUGGAUGGAUGCCUCGCGUGAGCGACAUGCCUGUCACCGCCCUUGCCCAAGGAGACCAGGGCCGUCUCGAACUGGAGGGAUCUCGAAUGACGUUCGUCGACGACAAAACCCUGUUCAUCGUGCUGAAGGAUGGGACCAUCCAUCCUGUCGAAUUUUUCGUGGAUGGGAAAGUCGUAUCGAAGCUGUCCAUAUCGCCGCCUCUGGCCCAGACGACGACACCGUCGGUUAUCAGGAAGAUUACGAAUGAACACUUUUUCGUGGGGAGUACCGCUGGUCCCUCUGCUUUGCUGAAAGUUUCCGGUGUAGAAGAGGACAUACAGGAUGACGUCGAGGAAAUAGACGGGAAGACGGCGCCCGCGGCCGUGGUUGACUCUGUCGAUGGGAUGGAUAUAGACGAUGACGACGAUCUGUACGGGUCGUCGAAGGCCGACCCUACGCCCACCGCAAAUGGGAAUGCUGUCGAAACCACCUCUACCACGAGGAAACGCACAGUCAUACAUCUAUCUUUGUGCGACUCGUUGCCCGCCCAUGGCCCUAUAUCAGAUAUGACCUUCUCCAUGACCAAGAACGGGGAUCGAGCUGUCCCAGAGCUUGUCGCAGCUACGGGCUCAGGUCUGCUCGGUGGCUUCACUUUAUUCCAGCGCGACCUUCCCAUCCGCACGAAACGAAAACUGCAUGCUAUCGGUGGCGCGCGGGGCGUGUGGUCUUUGCCCGUACGACAAGCCGUCAGGGUUAACGGUGUGUCGUACCAGACUCCCCAGAACCCGCUUCGGUCAGACAACGAUACCAUCAUUAUCAGCACUGACGCAACUCCCAGUCCUGGAAUCUCACGGAUCGCCACUCGGUCGUCCAAGACGGACCUCAAUAUUACCACGCGUAUCCCAGGUGUGACUACGGUUGGAGCCGCACCCUUCUUCCAGGGCACAGCGAUCCUGCACGUGCUGAGCAACGCUAUUCGGGUGCUUGAGCCAGACGGCUCGGAACGGCAGCCCAUCAAAGACAUGGAUGGAAAUAACUAUAGAGCCAAGAUCAAGAAUUGUAGUAUUUGUGACCCGUACGUCUUCGUGCUCCGGGAGGACGAGACCAUAGGGCUGUUCAUUGGCGAAACGGAGCGAGGCAAAAUUCGACGGAAGGACAUGUCACCAAUGGGAGACAAGACCUCGAGAUACAUCGCCGGAUGUUUCUUUUCCGAUACCACCGGCACAUUCCAGGCGCAUGUUAACAGCAGUCUCAACGGGUCCAACACGACAAAGCAAAACGCCACAUCCACGCUUCAGUCUGUGAUGAAUGCGGGGCAGAAGACUCAAUGGCUACUGCUCGUUCGACCGCAGGGUGUGAUGGAAAUCUGGACUCUACCAAAGUUGACCCUUGUAUUCUCGACGACGGCAUUGGCGACGCUCCAGCCCCUCCUCGUCGACUCACUGGACCCACCAGCACUAUCAUCGCUCCCUCAAGAUCAACCCCGAAAACCUCAGGAGUUAGACAUCGACCAAAUUUUAGUCGCACCUCUAGGCGAAACUUCUCCGCGUCCUCACCUCUUUGUGCUGCUUCGGUCAGGCCAAUUAGCCAUCUACGAGGCGGUGUCUUUCGAGCUACCCACAGGCGACCCUGAGCCUGCCUCUCGACCCUCGAUUCUCCCCGUGAAGCUCGUGAAAGUCCUGUCUAGAGCGUUUGAUAUCCAGCACCCGGACGAACAGCCCCAGGAGAAGUCUGUCCUCGCGGAACUGAAGAAAAUACAGCGGUUGUUCAUCCCGUUCGUUACGUCGCCUGCGCCAGAAAAGACAUUCACGGGCGUGUUUUUCACGGGUGACAGGCCAUGUUGGAUUUUGGGGACGGACAAGGGAGGUAUCAGGGUGCAUUCUUCGGGGCACGCGGUCGUGCAUUCGUUCACGCCGUGUUCGCUCUGGGACUCUAAAGGCGACUUUUUGUUGUAUACUGACGAGGGACCAUGUUUACUUGAGUGGAUGCCGGACGUACAGCUGCAUACAGAGUUGCCCUCGAGAUUUAUGCCACGUUCUAGAGCAUAUACAAAUGUGGUCUUUGAUCCUUUCACGUGUCUCAUCGUAGGAGCGGCGAGCUUGAAGGCGCAAUUCACCUCUUUCGACGAGGACGGAAAUCAGACCUGGGAGCCUGAUGCGCCGAAUAUCUCAUAUCCCACGACCGAUUGCUCCACUUUGGAACUGAUUACGCCUGAUGCUUGGCUAACAAUGGACGGAUAUGAAUUUGCAUCCAACGAAAUAGUCAAUGCUGUCGAAUGUGUCAUGCUCGAAACUCAAAGCACAGAUUCGGGCCAGAAGAGUUUCAUCGCUGUCGGUACAACCAUCAAUCGAGGCGAGGAUCUCGCAGUCAAGGGAGCGACCUACAUCUUCGAGAUCGUCGAGGUCGUACCUGAUCCAUCCUUCGGAGUCAAGCGUUGGUUCAAGCUGCGAAUGCGGUGUCGAGAUGACGCCAAAGGUCCAGUCACUGCUUUAUGCGGCAUGGAUGGAUAUCUCGUUUCAUCGAUGGGUCAAAAGAUAUUUGUUCGCGCGUUGGAUCUGGACGAGCGGUUGGUCGGCGUUGCAUUCUUGGAUGUGGGGGUAUACGUGACGUCGUUGCGCGCUUUGAAGAACCUGUUGAUCAUCUCGGAUGCAGUCAAGAGUGUUUGGUUUGUCGCUUUCCAGGAGGAUCCUUACAAGUUAACGGUGCUGGCGAAAGAUGCACAGCAAGUCUGCUUUACUUCGGCAGACUUUUUCUUCGCCAACCAACAGCUGUCCAUCGUAACUUGUGACGAGGAAGGUAUACUUCGGAUGUAUCACUACAAUCCGCAUGAUCCCGAAUCGAAAAAUGGCCAGCGCCUUCUCUGCCAUGCAGAGUUCCAUGGCCAAAUAGAGUAUCGGAGUUCGCUCACCAUCGCUAGGCGGACGAAGGGCCCAGAUACGGAGAUACCGCAAGCUAAACUUAUUUGUGGGUCGCCGGAUGGAUCAUUGAGUGCAUUGGUACCAGUCGAGGAAGCGGCCUUCAAGCGAUUGCACCUCCUACAAGGACAGCUCACACGAAACGUCCAACAUACAGCAGCUCUGAACCCUCGAGCCUUCCGGGCUGUGCGAAAUGAAUAUGUUUCUAAAACUCUACACAAGGGCUUCUUGGAUGGGCUUCUUCUCAGAUCGUUUGAGGAUCUCCCUGUGUCGAGACAGAUUGAGAUCACACGGCAAAUAGGGACAGAGCGAAGGCUUGUAUUGAAGGAUUGGGUGGCUUUAGGUGGCCCGUGGUGA
This is a messenger RNA of Stereum hirsutum FP-91666 SS1, 4317 nucleotides long. RefSeq lists its product as uncharacterized. The coding region runs from base 1 to 4317 and encodes 1438 amino acids. Gene Ontology annotation, cellular component: mRNA cleavage and polyadenylation specificity factor complex; nucleus. NCBI's taxonomy places the organism in Eukaryota, Fungi, Basidiomycota, Agaricomycetes, Russulales, Stereaceae. The record is from RefSeq and is a predicted model, not a curated record. Gene Ontology annotation, molecular function: protein binding; nucleic acid binding. The transcript has 23 exons.